CAUUGCCAGUUUUUAAACAUGAGGAGUCAAAUCCUUCACCAAGAACUGAUGCCAAGCUGCUCCCAUUCCAGUACGUGCUGUGUGCAGCCACAUCACCUGCAGUCAAACUGCAUGAAGAAACUCUGACCUAUCUCAACCAAGACCGCUCCAUGUCAUUCUGUGACCUAAAAUGUAACUGAAACUAGGGUUAAAACGCUCUGCUAUGGACAUUCCUUUGAGGUUUUAACCCAAUGAACUUUGAACUGAUAGCACCAAUUACAUUCCUCUCCAUUGAGCAAUGCUACCCUGAAGACUGAAGCGAUUAUUACUUUUGGACAUCUUUGAUUCUGAACCCACUCGUAACUUACACAGAUUUGCAUUGCCAAGGGCAACCCAAGCAGCCCUUGAUACAAAUACCAGCAGCUGAGGUUACUGUGGAGAGUAAACCUCGGUGAAGUUCUUUAGACGAGAAGGAGCUGAAAUCCUUAUGCACAACCCAAAAACAAAACAAAAAUGUUGCGUGAAACUCGGGCUGAUUUAACGAGGUAGAGAGCUUCAGGCAUUGUAGAUUCAACCAAUGAAGACUAUGGAGGUUACAGAUUUAUUUAUUUAUUUAUUUAAAUUCCCUCACUCGUGUGCUGGGAUUUGAACUCGGUUCUCCGGAUCAUUAUCCAACAGAGGUCAUUCCUCCUUCUACCCAUGUCAUUGGUAUUGAUAUGAACCACGACUUCCGGCUGUGUACCCUCCUCCCCUAUCUCCCUUCCUAGGAGGGAUAUACAUCAAAAGGGUCAUUGCAUAUUAGGUCAUUAAUGUCAAAUGUGGACAGUCUAAUUGAAGUUAAUAUAUUAUUUCUGGAUCUACCCUGCCUUUAGUUUAAAAUACCAAUGAAAAAUGUUGAGGCAAUGCAGCUACAAGAAUGAAAAUCUUGCACUGUCAGCCAGUAAUAUGUUUACUUCUGAAUUAUUAAAUCAAUUUUUAAUGUAUUGAAUAAUCUGCAUACAGCAAAGUUUAAAGUUUGCAUUGAAUGAAAUCGGAAAUGUCUUCGAAUUAAAAUAAUUAGCUAGCUAAUUUUUAUGUCAUAAUUAGUAACAUUGCUCUUUUUAAUUGAAAAUAACUGGUUUGUUUGAUUAUGAAAAUGUGCACUGUUUCAAGUAGACAUGUCAAGCGUUUCUGUUUGCCUGCAUGUUGCCAAAUGUGUGGUGUCCGUUUUCUGUUGACAAUCGGACACCUACACAUUGAAGUGUUGCUGAGUUUGUGUGGGAAUCCUUUACCCCAGAACAUAAGAGUUAACAGAAAUGUUGAAUUUUGAUCAUUUCUGGGUUAAACGAUGGGGAGGGCUGAAACAGCAUUGAGGACUUUCGAAAGUGUUUUGUUUUUUAAAACCAAACAAGAAUUGUGGGAGCAGCCAACCCUUCCUGAAGUGAAUAAAGAAUUGUGCAGGAGAGGAUGAAAAGAAGCUGCAAUUGUCGGGCAGCAGUAAGAACUCUUGAUUGCAAGAUCCUCUCAGUUCGAACAACUAUCAAAAGACGUUCUUAUAAAUGGUAAUUGACGAAUUAUGGACUUUCUUGAAUUUUGAGGGCCAAUCCUACGAAAUCCGUAUGGUUGACAACAAAAAACUGGAAGACAGUCAAGAAAUAUUUGGAAAAUAUGUAAAGAGCAUUAUCCGUGUGGUUUUUCAUGACCGGCGCUUGCAGUACACUGAGCGCCAGCAGCUGGAGAGUUGGAGAUGGAAUCGGCCUGGGGAUCGCAUUCUUGAUCUGGACUUGCCUCUGUCGGUCGGCAUCCUGGAACCUCGGGCAGAUCCACUGCAGCUAAACUGUGUUGAGUUUCUCUGGGAACCCACCAAAAGGACUUCGGUCUUUGUUCAGGUCCACUGCAUCAGUACUGAGUUCACUCCCAGGAAGCACGGUGGAGAGAAAGGAGUUCCUUUCAGAAUUCAGAUUGACACAUUCAAACAAAACGAGAACGGUGAAUAUACAGAGCACCUCCACUCUGGCAGCUGCCAGAUCAAAGUGUUUAAGCCUAAGGGUGCUGAUCGAAAACAGAAGACUGACCGGGAAAAGAUAGAAAAACGUACAAUCCAAGAGAGAGAAAAAUAUCAACAGUCAUUCGAAACGACAAUCCUUGCAGAGUGCUCCCCUUGGCCCGAUUGCCCGUACUUUAACUAUAAUUCUUCCAUCAGCUGUAAUUCUCUGCCCGUUGGCUUCAGUGUCUAUGAAGGAAAUUGUUUACCGACAAACCAGGAAGAGGUCCUACCUUUGAGUACUGAAUAUCUGUUGCCCACAGCCUCCAACCAGGAUGUACAACAAUGGCUGACCAGAAACCGGUUCUCAUCUUUCUGCCAGUUAUUUGUUAAUUUCUCAGGUGCAGAUAUGUUGAAAAUGUCUAAAGAGGACUUCAUCCAGAUCUGUGGUCCUGCAGAUGGAAUCAGACUCUUUAAUGUAAUCAAGGGAAGAAACAUCCGUCCAAAACUGACCAUUUAUUUGUGUCAGAGCCCUGAGCAGUAUCUUGAGAAUAAUCCUCACAAACAGCAGAGCAGAGGAGUUGUCGACACUUCAUAUGUAUUCCAUGCAAUCUUUUUGGAAGAGCUGACAGCGGUAGAAUUAACUGAGAAAAUAGCAAAAAUGUACAGCAUUUCUCCGCAGCAGAUUAACCAGAUCUACAGACAGGGACCCAGUGGGAUCCACGUGCUUGUCAGUGAUGAGAUGGUUAAAAAUUUAUGCAAUGAGAUUUGCUUUGUCGUCUGCAUCUUGAAAGCUGAGCAAAGUGAUGGAUACCACAUCAUCUUAAAGUGAAUAGGGUGGACAAUCCCUCAAAUACCAGGAGGCAGAUUCAGAUUGCACAUUGUUUGGACAUCCUUUUACUAAACAUGGAUAACUACCCAGAAAACAGGCCAAAGAAAAAGAAUUGGUUGUACUACUAAAACUGAGAUGUUUCAAAAUCCUCAAGGCAUAGAAGACUUUUUUCACUGAGGACAAAGCAAAAAGCUUUGCUUCAUGUUAUUUCAGCUAUCUUACAUGGUAUAAUUUUAGUGAUUUUGUUUGUUUUUUACUGUUGGGCUCAACAACCACCUUUCCCCACUCCCUUUGGGUUUUGGGAUUAAUAGCAAUAUUUGUGGAUCUCAAGAAAAGUAAAAAGAAAAUGACAGAAAUAAUGCUCAAAAAUAAUUGCUGUCAUCCCAAAACCCCAUUUGAUAUUAGAUAUAAUAAUAAUGGACAUUGAAUUAUUGGAUAGCCAGUGAGGAUGAAGUCGUUUAGCAGCCCUGGUCUGCAAUACUGUAGCAUUUUGUGUUCUGGGGAUUAAAUAGAUUGAUUUCUUGUGAUGAUAAUGCCUACAAGUUAACCAUAGCAUUCUGCAAUGUUCAAACUCUGUGUCAGUUUAUGGGGCCGAGGCAUUUUUAACCACCUGUUUAUUUUCAUUAUGCAGGACAUUUCUGUCUGUUUCCAUUCCUAUAGGAAGAGAUCAGUGACAGCGCACUGAACUUCUAUUUUUCUAAAGCUUGUGGUUAUGAGCAUUUUCCAAUUGUUCAGAUAGUUAAAAUACAGUUUGCUCUAUAGUGUCAAAUUUGAGCAGAUGGGAGUCUAGGUGCACAUCAUGACAUUAAAUUUAUCCUUCAGUAAUUUUUUGGAACAGGUGUAGAAUGUAUUUUUUUUCCUUACUGAAUUUGGUGAAUGUAUGCUCAAGCACCUAAUUUUAUUUUCUACUGAAUUAACUAAAUGAUGACUGGGUAUGAGAUAAAGACAUAAAUUUCUUUUGUGACAUUGUAAACACUGAAUAAAUAUGAUUUUAUAAGUAA
This is a messenger RNA of Hypanus sabinus (Atlantic stingray), 3775 nucleotides long. RefSeq names its product transcription factor CP2-like 1 (gene tfcp2l1). Gene Ontology annotation, biological process: regulation of transcription by RNA polymerase II. The coding region runs from base 1518 to 2774 and encodes 418 amino acids. The transcript is spliced from 16 exons. The record is from RefSeq and is a predicted model, not a curated record. Gene Ontology annotation, molecular function: DNA-binding transcription activator activity, RNA polymerase II-specific; RNA polymerase II cis-regulatory region sequence-specific DNA binding. NCBI's taxonomy places the organism in Eukaryota, Metazoa, Chordata, Chondrichthyes, Myliobatiformes, Dasyatidae. Gene Ontology annotation, cellular component: nucleus.